Notodromas monacha is the source of this 504-nucleotide messenger RNA. Lineage: Eukaryota; Metazoa; Arthropoda; Ostracoda; Podocopida; Cyprididae. The record is from the annotation of a GenBank genome assembly.
AUGGUGUAUUUUCUGCGGAACGGACCAUUGACUGAGACUCUAAUUCAUUAUCAAUCCAUAUCGUUUCAGGCUGGAGAGGAGGCAGAAGAAAGCGAGACGAGCUUUUUGCGCCCUUUGCCGCCGGCGGAGUACGCGGCGCACCUAGCAGCUUCCCGCCAUCCUCAUCCGCACCCGCCAACACACCAAAGGGCGUCUCGACGGAGCGAGGCUGUUGCGUCUGGGGUGUCGGCUCCGGGUUUGAGCAGCAGCAGCGGCGGCGGCGGCGCUGCGGGUGGCUUGGUGGUGCCCGGAACAACACGUGUUGGUGGUGGUGGCGGUGAUGCGGAGAGCAACGUUCGGGGUCGGACGACAGAGGGCAGACCGGUGGAACGAUCCGAACCUGCCGUGAUUGAGUUCCGCUACACGGGCUUGGAAGCUGCGUCAAAUGCACAUUGUCGAACCUAUGAGGGCAGCGAAGAAGCUAGAAAAGAACUGAUGAGUUGCCCCGGGAUGGAAGAUGAGUGA